Messenger RNA from Anthonomus grandis grandis, 6150 nucleotides. RefSeq names its product zinc finger protein 608. The transcript has 13 exons. Lineage: Eukaryota; Metazoa; Arthropoda; Insecta; Coleoptera; Curculionidae. The coding region runs from base 538 to 4938 and encodes 1466 amino acids. The record is from RefSeq and is a predicted model, not a curated record. Gene Ontology annotation, cellular component: nucleus. Gene Ontology annotation, biological process: regulation of transcription by RNA polymerase II.
CUUGUGGCUGCCGUUCCCUCGUCGUGAACAGAAUGUCCGAGCGAAGAGUGACGUGCAUAUUAUAACAAACUGAACUGGAUUUUAUUUUGGGUUUUUUUCGGUGUUUUAAUUUUUUGGUGUGUUGUGACUUAAUAUCGAGGGGCCGUUUAUCGCCCAGGAUGUGUGCAUUGUGAUAUUAGUGUCUAAGUGCUUUAGUGUUUUACCAGUGAUCUGUUCUCUUUUACACCCUUUUGUUUGGAAUAACUUUACGCGUACAUGGACAAGGUUCGGUAGAGGAUUUACGCCCGGUUUUUCGACGAAUACAGUCGGUGAAACCUUAGUCGUCAGAGAGUAUGUAUCUGCAUUUCAACUUCUAGUGGAUAAGAUGCCUUGUACGGUGCCUACCUGUGACCAGCUCAUCGCCGGCGCUCCGGAGCUAUUGCUGACUAGUUGUAGCAGCUGCGGAGUCGUGGCGGUGACCAGUAGAAGAACAGCGGCAAAGACGGCGGCGUGCAGCACCACUCGGCGAGAGGCGGCUGCGGCCUGUCCUUGCGCGGCAUGGCGGCCCCAAUGAGGUCCGGGGGCCACCAUCAACAACCGGACGGCCAGCAGGGCCACCGACCAAGGGUGGCGGACAACUGCGGCAAGGGCGCUACUGGCGCCUCCUCCAUAUCCACGAGUUCAAGAGGGCCCAAUUUGGGCGUGACGGGGCAGCAACAAGCUGUGACAGUUGGACAGCAACAGAACAGCGGACCCUCUGGUGGUCAGCAGCAACAGGCGAAUUCUGCCGCGACGGCAUCGGCUACUAAUUUUGAGUACGACGAUAAUGAGUGGGAUAUAGGUAUCGGCGACUUGAUCAUCGACCUAGACGCGGACAUAGAGAAAACUAACGACCAGCAGCAGCACCAGCAUCUUCAGCUUAGUGGUGCGGCUGGCGUAAAUAAUAGUAAUAGUGGUAGUGUUAAUAUGGCGGCAAACGCUGGAGGCGGUCCGCAGGCGUCAAAGAACGCCGCCACCGCUAAAAUGCACAUAGAGCAUUCAGCUACAGCCGACAAAGGCCUGAAGAUGAAAAUUAAAAGGACGAAACCUGGAACGAAAACAUCAGAGGCCAAACACGAAAUCGUAAAAUCAAAUGAACAAAACGGGGUGGUAGACCCGUCCGAGAUGACCAAAGGCCCGCAGUCCGGUGCCGGUGGUACCAAACACGUGGUCGGCUCCGGCCCUGGACAAGCUGGUGCACCCGGCAACGGAUCUUUAGGUAACCCCGGGCCGAACGCACCUUUAGGCUCUUCCGUUAACUCGAAUGUUAAUAGUGCCAGUAAACGGGGUUCUAGUGGUCAUCGACGGGAUAAAACCGCUAGGGAUAAGCACACGGAAAGGAAUGUUCAUAACUCAGCUUCCACUGGUUCAAAUCUAGGACCCCCCUCACAACAGAACUCGGUUUCGGGUCUCCCCCUUGCUUCUUCAGGCCCUGGAAACACGUCGAAGAACUCCUCAAACGCGAAUCCGUCAGCGCUACCAGCGCAAAACUCUAUUUCUAGUGGCUCGAUACCUCAGACCAGUGACAUGAACGGUUUGUUACGUGGUAGUGCGGUACAACCGGCGCGAUCAGUGUUUUCGGCGAAUACAGGUCCUGGACCACCGCCACCCUCCCCCGGUAGUGAUUCAAACGCUUCGAAUACGAGUAAGGCCAGUGAACAAUCAAAAGGUGGUGGCGUAUCGGGUAGCGGGGCGAGUGGUAGUACCAGUGGCAGUGCGAGUAAUGGUGCUAGUGGGAGCUCGAGUGGUCAGGAGGACCACAGGACUAAUAGCAGCACAUCACCACCACCAAGCAAAAAGUUAAAGGGCGAACCAAAGGAAACAGCCGACGUUUGCGUAGGGACUAGUGUAGGAACCAUCACAGAACCGGACUGUUUGGGACCCUGCGAACCUGGUACCAGUGUGACCCUUGAAGGGAUUGUUUGGCACGAGACCGAAGGAGGUGUGUUAGUUGUAAAUGUAACGUGGCGAGGCAAGACCUAUGUAGGAACUUUACUGGAUUGCACGCGACAUGAUUGGGCACCGCCCAGAUUCUGUGAUUCACCGAUAAGUGAUCUUGACAACAGGACACCCAAAGGACGAGAGACCCGGUCUUCAGUCCACAGCAAACUCCGUAACGGUGGCGGAGUUAAGGGUGGCAGGAGGGGAGUAGCAAACGGUGCGGGACCUGCAAACGCGCCCUCCUCUCCCACUCCGUUCGUUCCGCCACGACCGGACAACAAACGAAAAAGUAGAGCAGGGGAAGAGGAGAAUCCGCAGAACGGGAAGAAAGCUAAGGUGGUGGUACCACCACCAGUAGUGACUGCUCCAAUAGUAGUUACUCCAGCUCCUUGCGUUAGUCCUCCUCCUUCCCCGGUGUUAUUGGAGUGCCCCGAACCGAAUUGUUCAAAGAAGUACAAGCAUAUCAAUGGAUUGAAAUAUCAUCAGAGCCAUGCGCAUGGGUCUGUUGCAGACGACGAUGAUACCAAAGAUGUUACAUCAAUGUCUGAAAAUGACGAAUCUAACAUCGAAGCACCGAGCCCGGUGACCCCAGUAAAAUCUCCAGAAAAAAGCCAAGAUAGUCCAUCUACGCCCGUAAAGAAAGACAGCAACUGUCCCACCGAACUUCCGUCGUUAAUAAAUAAUACGACGGAUUCUGGAAGCACACCACCAUCCCCCUGUACGCCGCCGAGCGUUCAAGAUGUUCCCCCUGCUCCAUCGGUACCGGCGAGUCCACAAAACGUUCCUCCUCCGGAUGUAGCUCCCGGAAAACCACAAGUUGCUGUUGUUAAGCCAGCGAUUCUGCGAUUUGGUGCUGGUGUCACCACUGAUGAGUUCAACGCGACACCACCUACUGGAGGAGCGUUCAAUGCACAUAGUGGCAAGGGUUCAAUCCAAGGAUCACCGAUGUCAAACUCACCCCAACUGAUACCUCAACGGUCAGGCGCGCAGCAAGUACCAACAGUACCUUCUGAGCAAAAUGUCGUUUUGCCAGAGCCUGUGCAACCACAGUCUUUCACCAAUCAACUCCCUGCCCAUGUAAACAUAUCUCCGCAGCAGUUUACUCAACCACCCAAUAUAAUUAUUCCAAAUCAAAACACUUCCAACCCGCAGAUGCAAACUCAAUUGUCACCACACCAUCCUCCACCGUCACCUACGCAAGCUUCAUCAAAACUUGCUCAGUUUAAGGUUAAGCCGACGAGUGCACUGAUGCCCGAAGAGAAAAAGCAACAGAGCAUGGCUCAACCUGGACAGAAUCAGAACGGAGCCAACUUGCAGAAACCGCAGAGCUUUAAGAAGAAGAAUAGAAAGUCUCCAGGAGGUAGUCCGCAUUUAAGUCCGGCUGAACCGCCAGUGUUUGGAAUGGAACAAAGUGGCCGCGAUGAAGUGCAGAGUCCGGCGUAUUCAGACAUUUCAGAUGAUGGAGCGCCGGUUAGCUUGGAUGGGGAUGUCGACAAAAACAAAUCUUCUGAUAAAAAGACUGAAGGCGCUCAGCCUCUACCCCACAUGGGCCAGUAUGGUAUCUACCCCUACUUCUCCCAAUCGCAUCAAUACGUUGUGCCCAACCAGCAACAGCAACCAAGUCAUGAACCGCCGAGUAAACCAAAAGAAGCUGAUAAAGGUGUUGAUAAACCUCCUAAUGAGAAGGAGCAGUCGAAAAAAGAUGGACCGGAAUAUCCUCCUCAAAAAAUGCUUCAGCAGCAUUACUACCCCUAUGGUUAUAUGCCGGGUUAUAGCUACAAUAUGGAACCAAAUUAUGGCGGAGUACCCAUGUCGCAAGAUGAGAAACACAAAGAAGAAAGAGUGAAAGAGUCGCCAAGUCCUAUAGAGCGACCAGUUAAGCAGCCUACCCCAAUUUCAAACACUAUUCAAGUCCCAAUAGCUGGAAAGGCUAAACAGUCUCAAGACGCUCCAAUUAAAGAUAAACAUCAGAAUGAAAAUCAUCAGAUCAUUAAGGAGAGUAUUGAGAUUAAAAAUCAGAUGAAUCCUUACAUGUAUUCGAGGCAACCGCAAUCUCAAACAAUUCCAUCCCCACAACAAGCUUUACCUCAACAUCAUGGGCAUAGAGAACGAGAUGAAGAUGCGAGGAGGUACUAUGUCUAUGAGCAACAACGUAGAAAAGAACACCAACAUCAGCAACAGCAGCAGCAACAACAGCAGCAGCAACACCAGCAGCAAAACGUUCCUGAGCACAAGCCCACCAAUCCUAAUUUAAAUAAAAUGCCAGUCCCCCAAAGUCCAAACAUAAAGACCAAGGAGAUAAAAAUGGAAGAAAAGAAAGAGAAAGAAGUGAAACAAGAGGGAGUGAAACCUACAAUGGAGACACAAGGCCCACCUCCGCCACCCACUUCACAAUACGCUUACAUACACCCGAGCUAUAUGCAGGGAGCACAUUACGGAGCUUUACCCUUCGAUCCCAGUCACCCUAUGUACAGAGGAAUAAUGGUGCCUGGUCCAUAUAGUAGUAGCCCUUAUUUGCAUCCCCAAAUCCCCCGUUACCAUGCCCCGGAAGACUUGUCUCGGGCGCAACCCCCUUCAAAAGCGCUGGAUAUGCUCCAGCAUCAUGCCCAGUACUACUCGUCACACAAAAUCCACGAGUUGCAAGAGAGGGCAAUAAAAUCACCUACCCCAAAGACUUCGGUGGCUAGUUCGAGUCCAUCGACGAACCAGCCACCACAGAGUGGGCAGAGUACGCCUCAGAUGACCGCUCCACCUACGACGCAGACACCCAACACGACGCCAUCGAGCGGGAAACAAACUCCCGGCGAAAAUCCAAAAGAUUCCAGAUCUCCGCCGCCACAGAGGCACGUGCACACACACCAUCAUACGCACGUAGGGCUGGGAUAUCCAAUUUAUGGGGCUGGACCUUAUGGAGCUGCGGUGUUAGCUAGUCAACAAGCGGCGGCAGUAACAGUGAUAAACCCUUAUCCGACCAAGUGAAAAUGAUCGACAAUUCCGACAAUGGAACAAAAGAAAUGUGACAAAAAACGAACUGAAAAAAUACAGUGUUAGAGUGACUUUUGAAGCAUUCCAAAAAAUAUAUAGAUGUGUCUCGUUUAUAAAUAUAGUUUGCACCUGCUCGUUUAUUUCGGAUAUAUAUGUUAGAGAUAUUAUUGCUAACAUUUCGCUGGUUUAGGACGUACCGCCGUCUGUAGAACAUCGACAAAGUCGCGAAUGACACAAUGUUGGUAAUUUAGCUUUAAACUACUGGAUGUUUCUUGGGCUGCGGUACGUGAUAAUGACCUAAAAAAAUAUAUAAGAUGAAACAGUUAUAAUUAUUUAUAGGAACACAGCUGUUUUGCAAUGCAAACGUGUCAUUGUAAAUUGAUUUAUUUUUCAUGUAUAUAGUGUAUUAAAGGCAUAAUGUCUUUAUCAAAAAAGUCAUAUGAUAAUAUUAUUAGUGAAAUAAAAAAGGAAAAACAGUAGUAGACUGAAUAAUUUUACCUUUUAAUUAGGGUACGUGUAUUUUUUAAUGUAAAAUUUUUUUGUCUCCGAUUUUUUUACAUAUAUUUGCUUGGUGAUUGGUACAUGCGGCAAAAGUACAAAAUUCGCUCAUAUUAAAAGUUUAUAUGUUUUUUUUUGACGCUAUAAACUUACAAAGUCUUUAUCAAAUAUGAAUUAAAAAUUAUGCAUUUAAAGAAAUAAACUAAGUGGACGCAUGUACCCAAAUAGUAAAACAAAGGCCCGUCUCAGUUUUAUUGAAGCGGCAUUUUUGUAAUUUUAAUUUAAUUUACGAAUUGCAGUCUGUACACUUUGUAAUGUUCUGUAUGUAUGUAAGGAACCAUGACAAAUUUAUUAUUUAUAACUUUUGAAGAUUUUUCUUUGGUUGUAAAUUAAGCUCAAUUGUUUGUGCAUGUUCGAAACUUUUUUGUUUGUACGUUGUUGUUAUACAUACGGGAUUUUUUGUAUAUUAAAACUAAAUUUUGUUAUAAUUAUUCUUAAUAAAUGUUUAUUUAUAUCUUAUCUUGUAGAAGUAUCCUUAGUUGUAGUGUAUAUUGUUGUGAUAAAUAAUGUUUAAAGGCGGCAUAAAAGUUCAGCAUAAACGACAACUUUAACGUGCUAAAAUAUUUAGUUAAGCAGAAAAUUACCUCUUGUACAGACUACAUGAGGCUUCGAUGUAAAGUUGCUUAAUAAAAAUGAUUGAUAGAAUAA